Lucilia cuprina (Australian sheep blowfly) is the source of this 1259-nucleotide messenger RNA. Its product is annotated as beta-1,3-galactosyltransferase brn. NCBI's taxonomy places the organism in Eukaryota, Metazoa, Arthropoda, Insecta, Diptera, Calliphoridae. The transcript has a single exon. Gene Ontology annotation, molecular function: hexosyltransferase activity; UDP-glycosyltransferase activity. The record is from RefSeq and is a predicted model, not a curated record. Gene Ontology annotation, cellular component: membrane. The coding region runs from base 93 to 1166 and encodes 357 amino acids.
UUGUACAGUGUUGUGGGUGCAGUAUUUGUUUCUGUAAUGUUGGUGAAAAAUUAAUUUAAUUAAUAAAUAAAAGUGAAGAAUUUUAAAAAGACAUGAAAACCAAAAAUAAACGCAUUUACAAGUAUGCUGCCAUCAUAGGAGUUAUAUUUCUACUUGAUUUUCUGGGUAUUUUUACUCACCUUUUCGAAUUGCAAUAUGAUAAAUACUUCCACUAUCCCAUGGAGGGAAAUGUUUUAAAAUAUGCCCAAGCUAUGCGGGAAAAGCGAACACAGUUAGAAGACGGUGAACUUGUGCCAAAGCCUAUAAAUUUUUAUAAUUAUACAUAUUUACAUCAACGACGUUGUGAUUUGGUCAAGGCGGAGAAACCACAACUGACGCUACUGAUAAAAUCGGCAUUGCCUAAUACAAAGAGACGCGAUGCCAUUAGACGUACCUGGGGUUAUGAACAACGUUUUUCCGAUGUUCAUGUAAGAAGAGUAUUUCUGUUGGGUGCCAGUACAAGCAGUUCCUUGAUGGAUAUUGCAGACUCGGAGGCACGACAGUAUGGCGAUAUAGUACAAUCAGAUUUUAUAGAUGCUUAUUUUAAUAAUACCAUUAAGACUAUGAUGGGUCUCAAGUGGGUGGUGGAACAGUGCCAAAAGGCUCAAUACUAUAUGUUUGUCGAUGACGACUAUUAUGUAUCAAUGAAGAAUGUUUUACGUUUCAUAGCCCAUCCUACUCUCUAUCCCGAGAAUGCUGUCUCUCUGAAUAGCAUGUGGGUGCAUAAGGCUAAAGUACAACAUGAAAGACUUUUUGGAGGAUUUGUUUUUCAGACACGUCCAUUACGUCAUAAAUUUAGUAAAUGGCAUGUUACUCUCAAAGAGUAUCCGUUUAAUAAGUGGCCUCCCUAUGUAACGGCGGGUGCUUUUAUUUUAUCUCGUGCGGCAGCCAUUGAUCUUUACUAUGUUAGUCAGUAUACAAAACAUUUUCGUUUUGAUGAUAUUUACUUGGGUUUGGUGGCAUUAAAGGCUGGUAUUAGUUUAACUCAUUGCGGUAACUUUCAUUUUCAUCGUCCCCGUUAUAGCGGUCCCGAUAGUUAUCGUUUUGUUAUAGCUUCUCAUGAAUUUGAUGAUAGUGUUGAAAUGGAAAGAACCUGGAAUGCAUGUCGUUCGGCAAAUUAUGCUUAAGAAGGAGGAGUAGCGUUUAAUUAAAGACAAUAUAAUAUAAUAAAACAAGAAAUAUUUUAUGAAUCUAUCAUAUCAUCAGAAAAGUGUAAAAAG